AGUAAAAAUACGCAGAUCCACAUGUGUCAAUGAUGGCUGCUGUUCACAUCAAGCAUUUCACACACAGUUAUAUAUCAACUGCUGGUCAGCUAACGGCUAGAUUAAAAGGCUUGUGUCAAGAAGGGAGUAGUAAAAGCGACCACUUUUUACCUGAUGUACCAGGUGUGUCUGUGAAAGAGGUCAUUGUCGCUACGACCCAUUUUGUAAUUCUAACGGACGACGGUCGUAUCUAUCGUAUCCCUUACUCUCUCGCCAGCGAAUCGAAAGACAAGAGUGGAGAUGAUGAUGGAGCAUCCACUAGCAGUGUUCUAUCUGGGUCUAGAGGUGGCUCUCCUAGGGCCACUGAACAGGACGUCGCUUCAGGAUCUGCUACUGGAUCGAGUCAAGGUUUUUCAUCUUUUGCUCAAAGGUUCAGUAGCCUGAUAUCAAGGAGAGGUAGACUGGCUGGUAGGAGGAUAGUGGUUGAGAGGAGGCCGGAGAGACUAGGGAGGACCCUCAUCCAACGUACUCCAGUGGUACCAGCAUCAGAAAUACCAGAGGAACUCAUCGAGGAGGCACUCUCUGUACUACAAGGGAAGUCGAGAGAAGUUGUGGUCAGGGAACUCCAAAGAACAAAUCUAGAUGUCAAUACUGCUGUCAAUAACCUCCUCAGUAGAGAUGAUGAUGAUGAUAUAAAUGAUCACGACGACCUCCCCCUAAUGCCCUCUGGCGACGAACUCCUAACUCUCCUUGGCACCGGAGCACUAGCAGAAGAAGACAUGGAGGAACUGCUGGCUAUAUCAAGUAGCCGCAGCCGAGAGGAAGGCUACAGGAGAGAGACCGGUCGACCAUCGUCUAUUUAUCACGACUCGCUCGUGGCUCAAGAGAUUCGUUCGUGGGUGACACUGGCCGACCGUGCGGCGACCGGUAGCCCAUCGACUGCCACUGGUGGUACCUCCUCCUCGGGCGGUAUAGGAGGAGGGGCUAGUAAGAGUAAGAGUAGCUCACAGUCGGUGAAGGAGGGAGGGUCAGCAGCUGUACACUUUGGGAUGCAAUCUUGCUGGGGAGAGAAAGAGAAUGUUAAACAUUUCUCUUUAAUUGCUGCCACAUCCUCCGAACUAUUGGCUGUGGACACUGAGGGCAGACUCUAUGGUUGGGCAUGGUCAUCCCCAACCCCUCCCACAUCCCCACACCCACGUUCUGCCGAACUGGGUCUUGAAAACGAGAGAAUACGUCUACUAUCAGCCAGGGUCCUAAGAGCUACUGCUGUGACUGAAACUGGAAAGAUAGCAACAUGGACUGAUCCUGCUGUGGCUAAGGUAGCCAGGAGUAUAGAGCAUCCAGCAACAAACUACCAGGAGCUUUCAGGAGAGACUAUAGUCUAUCUUAAUGCUUGUGAACUGUUUACUUCUGUUUUUACUGAGUCGGGAAAAGUGUUUUGGUGGGGCGUACUCCCAUUCCUCGAGAGGAAGAUACUAAUAGCACAGGCUCAAGAAAAGAACAGGUCCUACUCUGGCUCAACGACCCUCGGGGGGUCACGUCACGAUCACAUUCACGAGGGGUCCCAGGUCUUUCUCAGGUCCCGCCCGGUCUACUCGGCCGGUUGCCGUGGGAUACACGUCAAAGGCUCCUCCCUAAAGUGUGGGGAGCUCAUGGAGUCAGUUUUUUCUUUGAACGAGAAGUGUCGCUUUAGAAUACUCUCCAAUAACGAUAGACCACCUGGUAAUAAUGGGGAGACUCCAAUGGAAACUGAUAAACAACAAGUGGGCGGGGCCACACCAGUACCAGGCUCUAAAAGGCGUCGUCCAUCAGAUGAUGACGAAACUGAUGACAGCCGGAGGGAAGAGCUCUGGUCGCUACGUGACGUCAUAUUCUUGACUCCGCCCCUUUCCUCCACCCCUCUCGGCUCUGUCAUGAAACUGGAUGGACUGUAUGCUGCCGUGUUGUUCCCAUCACUCGCUGACCAAAAGGAGGCGGAGUCUGAGAGCAAAGACAAGAGCGUGUUGUCACAGUGCAGACUAUUAAGAAAAGACGAUUUACUAGUGGUUCCACCCAGUGGUAUGCAAGCUGAUGUGCUAACAGUCCAAGCUGCUCCAAAGAGACUAAAGCUACCAGCAGACAGCACUGUACUAGCAUUAUCCUCCGAUGUAAAAGGAAUAUUUGGUAUCUUAUCAAAUCAAGGUACUCUUACUUGUUGUAAUUUCAGUCUUGAAACUGCUAAACUCUCACUUUCUUCGACCUUCCCCGAGCCUUCGUCAAAGUUUCUUUCAUCUCAGCUCUUGCCUCGCCCACAGACACACCCACCACCAAUGAAACUGAUACCCCUUGGUCUCUCACUCUGGCUCCUUGUUGAUUCAUCGGGUGGUCUGUACCCUCUGGCUAAGGACAGCAUGGGGGGAAUGAAACAAUUACCUUUACUGAAUUUGCCACCUGUUCAAGCCAUCACUAGUACUCCUUAUUCAUCAAAGCAGCUGCUGGUUGCUAUGGUAUUCCAACCACAGAGACUAAUACCAUUACUGAGACAAGGAAACGUCCAGACACUGAAGGACUUUAUGCAAGCAUUGCCUCCAUCAGAAAUAGACCAGUAUCUCAAAGAGAGGACUCACGGUGGUUGUAACAUUAUUCAUUUGCUAGCAUCACUAGCUGCUCCCUCUCGCCCCCCUCCCUCCUCCUCCUCCUCCUCCUCUGCUAAUACUGGGAGGGGUAGGACUGGAUUUCGGGAAAUGAUGCACCACGCGCUCCAACUAGCAUCAACCUCAGAAUCAUCUCGUUUGUGGAGUGUUGGUUUGGAAGGGAGUGAAGAGGAGGUAGAGGAUGUGUCUGAUAAAGAGGAUAAAGGCUCGUCUGCUCCUCUGGCUCUACUCAAUCACCUCUCAACUUAUUUCUCUCUCUUCCAUGACACUUUCCUUGAUCUCAUGUCUGAGGUUAACCUAGCUGGUUAUACUCCUUUCAUGACAGCUGUAGCCUGCAAGGCUUAUGGUGUAGCUCAGUAUCUGUUAGAGUUAGGUCGGGCUCUGGCUGAAGGAGAGGAGGAUCUACUGAUGUCCAUGUUCUUUCCUCCCGGGAGUCAUCCUGAUGAUAAUCCUCUCUUUAUACUCUGUCGUAAUGAUCCCUGCUCUUUCACUUGGACUGGAGAAGAUCACAUUCAUCAAGAUAUAUUUGAGUGUCGUACCUGUGGUCUUGUAGGCAGCCUCUGCUGUUGUACUGAGUGUGCUUAUUCCUGUCAUCGCGGUCAUGACUGCUCCUUCAAGAGAGCCUCUCCCAAUGCUUACUGCGACUGCUGGGAGAAGUGCAGCUGUCAGGCUCUAGCUCAGGGCGAUGAUGGAGCUAGGAUGACACUCCUUCUCAAGCUACUCUCCUUUUCAUUCCUCACCACACGACCUAAUGACAGAGGAGAAUACCUACUAUCAAUGCUUGCUAAUACUGUUGCUAGACAGCGCAAGGAACAGGGUCACUGGUUAGGUAAGAAGUCAAAUUCCUCCCUCAGGAGAGGAGGAGGAGGAGGAGGGACUUCCUCCGGUCGCUUUGAAGGAGCUACAGACACACCAGGACAGACCAAUGGGCCUCCAAAGUUUGCUAAUCGUGCGCUGAUGUUAGUCCUUGAGGACUGGCUGAGUAUAAGGACGACUCUCCUCUGUCAUAGCAAGGAGGAGAUUAAUGGAGGAGGAGGGAGGGAGGGAGGAGAGUGGCCGUUUGUAUUGUCUCAGGGAGAGCAGCAGAGGAUACUCAAAGCUCAAAAGACUACGAAUUAUCUUGACAGUUUUACUUAUACAAUCCUAACAAGAACCACUCACCCAAUAGUGGAGACAUUAGUAAGCUCACUGGUAUCACAGAUUGGUCCUGAGAGAGCUGAUUCCGAGGCAGUGAAAGCCUGUCAGCAUUUCAUUCGUUCAGUUCUGAGAGUGUUGGUUGUGUGUGAGAUGGAGAAAACAGGAACAACUGAUACUUCUGUUAAUACAAUCACCAGUAGGAAAAAACAAUCAUCAGAUUCAGAUCAUUCCUCAGUCUACAAAGAGGCUGUAUUUAUUCUCAAUUCUCUCUCUCCUCUCUCAAUACCAGAGGUUAUCAGUACAGCACGUGCCCUCAUCCUUCCAGUGUGCAUGGGCGUGGCCAGACCAUUUCUUCCUUCACUGAUGAACGAUAAACACAAGAUAUCAGAAGAGCUCUUCACCCUACCCUCUGCCACUCUCCAUCGUCAGUCUAAGUCCUCUUCUACUGCUGCGACUACCGUUACAGAAGUGGGUGUGGCUAAUAUAGGCGGGGUCGGUGAGGGUGUGAGUGACAGUGAGAGUGAGGUUGGUGAGGGGGAAGAGACUCAUACCCACGGGGACGCGUCGUCGACGGCAACCAUUGGGUCCGGGCCCAUCCCUUUCUUUUCUGACCAGGAGAGCAGUGAUGGUGAGGAUCUGGACAGUAUGGGAGAGGACGGGUCACUGGAGGGUGAGAUGGAGGACGAGGUGUAUCCGUUUGUUGUUGGAGGGGGAGGAGUCAGUGAGACUAACACUGGAAGGACAGGUGGAGCCACACACUGGGCACUCCCUGAGACUGGAACCACUAGUGUUAGGAGGUUCUCUAGAUCUGGCGGAAGGGAUAAUCACAGCUACAAUGUCACUGUCUCUCUCCUUACUCAAUCCUUUUCUUCUCUCAUUCGUCUUGUCACUGAACUCCAAUCUAAUAUCACUAUGGAUGGACCGCACCCACCUUUUGUACUGCAGCCACUCCCAUCUGAUCGAGAAGAGAUUCAUUUGGUAAUAUGGAGAGGUCUUGAGAGAGUAUGGACGUGGCUUGGCUCAGUAAUGGACAGCACUGAAGCUCAGCUGAGACUAGGCUGUGUCCUUAAUAUUGGGGACCUACUGGAUCCUUCCCCCUCCUCCUCCUCCUCCCCUCGUACCUCUGCCAUUCACCCCUCCACCUACCAACAAGUGCCCACUGCUUCUGGUGGGCGGAGCUCUUCCUCUGACUCCUCCCCUGGGCUUGAGAGUAGGCGUGGCUUUCUUGGCUAUUUGUUGAGUUUAAUGAAGUGUGAGAGCAGCGAGCACAGUGGGGUCCUCCCGGCACUGGACAUGGGUCGAAUGGAGCAUGUGGCGUGGGUUGUAGACUCACUAGUGUACCUGUUGGCUCAUACUGCACCUCCUCAGCAUUCUAAUAAGGAUAAGAUUACUAAUGUGAAGUUGCUUUCUGAGGAUCAGAGGAGGUUCUUCCGUCGCUCGAGCUCCACUGUGUGUCUCAGUUAUCCUCCUCCCUCUCCCUUUGCACCUCUUGCUGAGACACUCCCUCUAGCAGAAAGACCUCAACUACUCCACCCACGUCAAAGUAAGGAGACUUUAUUUGGUUAUAGCAAUCAGGAGAUAUUGGAGGUGUGGCCUCAGACCAGUGUCCCGCCCCCUCAGAUCCACUACUUGAUGUUAGCUCCUAUCCCAGUACAGAUUGGACUCAAUAGGUCAAUGGAAAUGAAGGAGAGGGACAGAAUGGAGACAUCAAAUUCAGUUGUUCUAUCAAAGGAUCAGGUAUCUUGUGAGACGAGUCAUUCCCUGGCAGUCUGUGUGUUACUGGGUCGCUGGUGCAUGACUAUUGAGCUAUUGGGGCGGGUCUGUGCCGAGUCGGUUGGUAAACUCAAGCACUCGAUAUUCAACCAGUUGCAGGGAUUUGAGAACACUGAGAGAGACCUAAGACGUGACAUGGACUACCUUAGAUCAUCGGCACACAGAGACCUACAGCUUGAGGUUGAAAGAGAGAGGGAGAGGUUGCUCCCGGAGUUGUUUCGUAGGCUCAAUGAUCACUGCGAGUUUCAUCGUGUUAGCAUCAACCUCCAGCCACUGUGUGUCCACAGACUAAGGGUAUCCUUCAGGAACGAGCAGGGGGAGGGGUCUGGGGUCGUCCGCAGUUUCUUCACUGCAGUCUACGAGGCCGUUAUUUCCGAAAGUCCAUUGCCGGAGUUGGAUCAUCGUUUGUCUCAUUCAGUUCGACCAAUUUCAUUUUCUGAAAUACUUGAUGACAUAGUGAGUGGUAGUAUGGAGGAAGUGGGUGGAGGAGGAGGGGGAGGAGGGGCUGAGGUAUCAUCUUCGGGUGAAUUGUGUCCGUUGUUCCAUCAGCCUGGUAAACCUGGUUUCUAUUCAGUCAGAGUUGGACCAAACACUCCAUCGAGACUUAAUGCAUAUAGAAAUAUAGGGAGGGUUAUUGGUUUGGCAUUGUUACAUUCAGAGAUGAUGCCUCUUCCUUUCUGUAGACAUAUUUACAAGUAUCUGCUUAACAAAAAGAUCUCGUGGCAUGAUUUGGCAUUCUUUGAUCCUGCCCUUUAUGAAGGAUUGCGUAAGCUGGUCAUUGUGUCACAGAGAGAAGAUCAUCAUGUCUCAGAAAUGGAUCUCAGUUGGCAGGUUACUUUGAGUGAGAAUGAAGGAGGGGGGACUCACUGUCUCCUCUCCUCUCUCUCUGAUAAGUCAAUAGUGGCCGAUGAUGUAUUGGAAUAUGUAAGACGCUAUGCUGAACUGAGAAUGAUAAAGAUUAUUGAAGAACCACUCCAAUCAAUGAAGUCUGGUUUAUAUGAUGUCCUCCCUACUACAGUAUUGGAGGGUCUGACUCCUGAGGAUUUGAGGCUUUUGCUCUGUGGGUGUCAGCAGGUUGAACUUGACGUACUCAAAAAGAUAACAACUUUCACCGACGAGAGCCGCAAAGGCACUGAUCAGAUCAAUAAAUUCAAGUCGUGGUUCUGGUCAAUCGUGGAGCGAAUGAGCAACAGAGAGAGACAAGACCUCCUUUAUUUCUGGACGUCCUCCCCUGUAAUGCCGGCAAACCCAGAGACGUACCAACCAGCUCCUAGUAUAACCCUGAGACCAGCUGACGAUCAGCACCUACCAACUUCCAACACUUGCAUCUCUCGCCUCUAUCUCCCCCUCUACUCAACGAAAGCUUUACUAAAAGCAAAACUUCUAGCGGCGAUUAAGAUAAAGACUUUUGGCUUCAUAUGAGACCUGGUGGGCAUCAUUUAGAAAUCUCACUCAAUGUAUUUAUUAUUAUUAUUAUUAUUAUUAUUUAAUUUUUCUGUACGUGAAAGAGAGAUACAGUAUUAUGUUUGUAGGUGAACAAAGAGAGAGAGAGAGUGGGGAUAGGUGAUGGUGGGUAUUAUUAUUAUUAAUAGUUCAAUCAUUGACAAGCAUGAAAAAAUUUUUCUUUAACUUUGUAUAAUAAUAAAAUUAUUAUUGUUAACUUUAUGUGUACAAGGUACUUGUGUUAUGAUAGGUUGGCAGGAGGGAAAUUCUGUUAUGGAGUGUAGGUAGUUGUAAAAUGCCUCACUUUCCUUGUAACUCAGACCACAUAAAAAUAACCUUUGCCAGCUUUGAUUUCUGUUCUUAUAGUCUUUAUAUCCAUUAUUGUUUGUUACAUUAGAAAACUGCUAUUGUUACUGGGUUAUCGAGGGAGGGAACUAU
Molecule: messenger RNA, 7403 nt
Organism: Amphimedon queenslandica
Lineage: Eukaryota; Metazoa; Porifera; Demospongiae; Haplosclerida; Niphatidae
Product: E3 ubiquitin-protein ligase UBR5-like
Exons: 35
Coding region: 30-6944 (2304 amino acids)
Biological process (GO): protein polyubiquitination; positive regulation of canonical Wnt signaling pathway
Cellular component (GO): nucleus; cytoplasm
Molecular function (GO): ubiquitin binding; ubiquitin-ubiquitin ligase activity; zinc ion binding
Source: RefSeq, a predicted model, not a curated record